Messenger RNA from Parathielavia appendiculata, 1086 nucleotides. RefSeq names its product glycoside hydrolase family 62 protein. The transcript has a single exon. Gene Ontology annotation, molecular function: alpha-L-arabinofuranosidase activity. NCBI's taxonomy places the organism in Eukaryota, Fungi, Ascomycota, Sordariomycetes, Sordariales, Chaetomiaceae. The record is from RefSeq and is a predicted model, not a curated record. The coding region runs from base 1 to 1086 and encodes 361 amino acids. Gene Ontology annotation, biological process: L-arabinose metabolic process.
AUGCGGUCCAUCGCGAUUCUGGUCGCGGCCUUCUGUGCCAGUGCUGUCAGCGCUGUCCCGGGCCUCGACUCGCGCUCCUCCUUCCUUGCCGCACGCAAACCGGCGCCUUUGCCCAGCAGCUUCAAAUGGAAGUCCACCGGCCCACUCAUAGGCCCAAAGGACGACGGCCGCAACCUCGCGGGGAUCAAGGAUCCCACCGUCGUCGAAGUAAACGGCACCUACCACGUCUUUGCCAGCACGGCCAAAGCUGAGGGCUACAACCUGGUCUACCUCAACUUCACCGACUUCGCCCAGGCCGGCUCGGCCCCCUUCUACUACCUCGAUCAGAGCCCCAUCGGCACGGGCUACCGCGCGGCGCCCCAGGUCUUUUACUUUGGCCCCCAGAAGCUCUGGUACCUGGUCUACCAGAACGGCAACGCGGCCUACUCGACCAACCCAGACAUCGGCAACCCUGCGGGCUGGACCGCACCGCAGGUGUUUUACCCGGCCGGCAUGCCCAAGAUCAUCGAGCAAAACAUCGGCCAGGGCUACUGGGUCGACAUGUGGGUGAUUUGCGACGCGAAGCUCUGCCACCUGUUCUCGUCCGACGACAACGGCCACCUGUACCGCUCGCAGACCAAGCUGGCCGACUUCCCGGCCGGCAUGAACGAGCCCGUCAUCGCCUUGCAGGACCUGCAGAACAAGUACGCCCUGUGGGAGGCCUCGUGCGUGUACGCCAUCAAGGGCGGCAAGGGGAAGCAGAAGUAUCUGCUGCUUAUCGAGGCAAUUGGGAGUGACGAGCAGCGGUGGUUCCGCGCGUGGACGUCAGAUAGGAUUGACGGCGACUGGACGGCGUUGGCGGACACCUAUGAGAACCCGUUUGCGCGGUCGAAUAAUGUUAUGUUUGGGGAGGGCGUCGAGCCGUGGACGAAGAGUAUCAGCCAUGGCGAGGUGGUGAGGUCGUUGACGGAUCAGACGCUCACCAUUGAUACGUCCAAGCCGCUGCGGUUCUUGUACCAGGGCAUGGAUCCCAAUGGGGGCGGGGUAGAGUAUAACGCUCUGCCGUGGCGGCUGGCGCUGCUUACGCAGAUCAAGUCGUGCACCUAG